This is a messenger RNA of Anoplophora glabripennis (Asian longhorned beetle), 1193 nucleotides long. Its product is annotated as delta-1-pyrroline-5-carboxylate synthase. Gene Ontology annotation, molecular function: glutamate 5-kinase activity; glutamate-5-semialdehyde dehydrogenase (NADP+) activity; ATP binding. The record is from RefSeq and is a predicted model, not a curated record. NCBI's taxonomy places the organism in Eukaryota, Metazoa, Arthropoda, Insecta, Coleoptera, Cerambycidae. Gene Ontology annotation, cellular component: cytoplasm; mitochondrion.
CUUAUCUCAAUCAGUUUCUGUUGACUUAACUUUUGAUACAUUUCUCUGCGUUAGUUCCACUCAUCACUUCGUAACAACAAUUAUUAUCAUGUACAGUCAAAAAUUAAAAGGAAUUAACAAAGUGAAUUUCUGUAAAAUGCCAGCACAAGUAGCAGUCCUAAGGCCUGUUUGCGCUUUGUGGAGUAAAUUUAUUUCGACAACACCAAGACGGUUUUCACAAGCGUCUUUUGAAAAAAAAGGACUACAAGAGAAAAAACAGUCAACAUUUACCGAUAGAAGUCAACUUAAAUAUGCCAGAAGAUUAGUAGUCAAGUUAGGAAGUGCAGUCAUUACUAGAGAAGACGAACAUGGAUUGGCUUUGGGGCGAUUGGCAUCUAUUGUUGAACAGGUUGCAGAAUGCCAGAAUGAAGGAAGAGAAUGUAUUAUGGUAACAAGCGGCGCUGUAGCUUUUGGAAAACAAAAAUUAACCCAAGAAUUGCUUAUGUCUCUUUCUAUGAGAGAAACUUUAUCACCCACAGAUCAUACUAGGGAAGAUGCAUCAUUGCUACUAGAACCCAGAGCAGCUGCUGCUGUUGGCCAGUCUGGUCUUAUGUCUCUUUAUGAUGCUAUGUUUUCCCAAUACGGAGUGAAAAUUGCCCAAGUUCUAGUCACCAAACCGGAUUUUUACAAUGAAGAAACUCGUAGAAACUUAAUAAGUACAUUAUCAGAACUUAUCAGUCUGAACAUUGUUCCAAUUAUAAAUACAAAUGAUGCAGUUUCACCCCCACCACAAGUCGAUGAGCCUAUUGGAGGCAAAGCAGGAAAACGAGGAAUUUCUAUAAAAGACAACGAUAGUUUAGCGGCUAUGUUGGCAGCUGAGGUACAGUCUGAUCUCUUAAUAUUAAUGUCGGAUGUAGAUGGCAUUUAUAAUAAGCCUCCAUGGGAAGAAGGUGCAAAAUUUCUUCACACGUUUACUUCCGAUUUAAGGCAUACAAUUGAAUACGGCCAAAAAUCUAAAGUUGGCACUGGAGGAAUGGAUUCGAAAGUUAACUCAGCCACGUGGGCUCUAGACAGGGGUGUUUCAGUGGUAAUUUGUAAUGGCAUGCAAGAUAAAGCAAUUAAAACUAUAUUGUCUGGGCGAAAAGUGGGAACGUUCUUUACAGAUUCGAGCGUAAAUGGUAUAUUAAUGAGUACUGAGGUCAUGGCUGAAAAUG